Molecule: messenger RNA, 837 nt
Organism: Sorghum bicolor (sorghum)
Lineage: Eukaryota; Viridiplantae; Streptophyta; Magnoliopsida; Poales; Poaceae
Product: zein-beta
Exons: 1
Coding region: 116-694 (192 amino acids)
Molecular function (GO): nutrient reservoir activity
Source: RefSeq, a predicted model, not a curated record
CUACUACUCUAUCAUCAGAUCCCACAUCAAGAUCAGAGACACUACUACUGCACCAAACUAAUUAAGCAAGCAAAGCAGAGCCGUAGAGAGGAUCGUCCAACAGAUCAGGUGUAGCAUGAAGAUGGUCAUCGUUCUCGCCGUGUGCCUGGCUCUGUCAGCUGCCAGCGCCUCUGCUCUGCAGAUGCCCGGGAUGGGGCUGCAGGACUUGUAUGGCGCCGGCGCCCUGAUGACGAUGAUGGGCGCCGGCGGCGGGCUGUACCCCUGCGCCGAGUACCUGAGGCAGCCGCAGUGCAGCCCGGUGGCGGCGCCCUUCUACGCCCUUCGUGAGCAGACAAUGUGGCAGCCAAACUUCAUCUGCCAGCCUCUCCGACAGCAGUGCUGCCAGCAGAUGAGGAUGAUGGACAUGCAGUCACGGUGCCAGGCCAUGUGCGGCGUGGUGCAGUCCGUCGUGCAGCAGCUGCAGAUGACGAUGCAGCUCCAGGGCGUCGCCGCCGCCAGCAGCCUGCUGUACCAGCCAGCUCUGGUGCAGCAAUGGCAGCAGCUGCUGCCGGCAGCUCAGGCCCUCACCCCCUUGGCCAUGGCGGUGGCGCAGGUUGCGCAGAACAUGCCGGCCAUGUGUGGACUCUACCAGCUGCCCAGCUACUGCACCACCCCCUGUGCCACCUCCGCCGCCAUUCCGCCCUACUACUAUUGAUGAUUCUCCCUGGCCUGUUUGGAAGAUCCGCUUCUCUCUACUGCAGUAAUAAGACGUCACACAUUAUCAUGUGUGGUGUGACCAAUAAUAUAUAUAUAUGCAUGAUCAUUGAUCAUAAUAAAGUUUUGGUUCUAAAGAAUCUA